AUUUGGUAAACCUACUACCUAUUUUGCAGAUGAGAGUCCAAGAAAAAGUCCAAAUGACCCACACCUUGAAUCUUCGAGCCUACCAAUUAGCACAUACCUGCCACUUUAAUUAGAUUGCAGUAAUGUAUACAAGAGGGGAAGAGAAGCCAUAUAAAUUGACCAGGAAUAAUUAUUUUGGUAAGCAUCCCAUGUCGGUCUUCGCUAUGGAGCAAUGAAGUAAUGGGUUGAAUGAAGUCACAGUUGGUGGGGCGAUUGUCCUUCCACACAUAAUUGAUGACAGAAGAUUGGAUGGUAAAACAACUGUAGCAGCAAACCAAUGGCAUCAAGUCAUUUCAGAAGCCAAAGAACACGGCAAGUUACCUACAAAGUACGCAGUUACAUCCUCUGGUUUGGUCUAAAUCAAGCAGGGGUUGACAGAGAACUACGAAUCCAACCGAUGUCACGUGAGAUAUUAAUGGUGAAUUGAUCGUUUAGAGAAAGGGGAAGAGGGCGCAGCACUACUACUUCCUUAAUCGACAUAACAUUAUGCACACUCCAUAUAUGGUGUGUUCUCGUUGUCCCAAUUUCACAUUAGUCUCAACUCAACCUUAGCAUGUUUUCUUUGGGUAGAAAAAUUCAACUUUCUCUGCGGCAUAACGUAAGGCCGUUCUGCAGCCAAUCACAAGGUUCCACCUCAUCAUCAUCAUCUUCUUCUUCCUUCAGUUCCUUUGUUGGGCCCACACAUGGUGACGAGAGGAUCGGAGACUUCGAAGCCUUUCUUAGAGCAAUCACUUCUGGGGUUGUGGUUGUUGCCUCCACGUUAGGCUUUUGGUAUUGCUCCUCUUUGUCUUCUUCUGGUUCCAAUUCUCUUGAGUCAUUUUCUGAUUUUGCCAAUCAGGAUCAGCUCCAACAAAAGCGUCAGACCAAACCCCCCAGGUUUCUCUUUAACGAUGACUAUAGAAGAAGAAUAUUCUUUAAUUAUGAAAAACGCAUUCGCUUGCAGAGCCCUCCUGAAAAGGUUUUCGAGUACUUUGCAUCUGUUAAAUCCCCUAGUGGUGAGAUUUUUAUGACACCUGCAGAUUUGAUGCGUGCCAUUGUUCCUGUCUUUCCUCCCUCCGAAUCAACCCGUGUUAGAGAGGGUUUUCUAAGAGGGGAGCAGGUUCCCGGGGAGUUGCAGUGUGAACCUUCAAAGUUUUUUAUGCUCUUUGACACUAAUAAUGACGGACUCAUUUCCUUUGCAGAGUAUAUAUUUUUUGUUACUCUCCUCAGCAUACCAGAGUCCAGCUUUUCAGUGGCUUUUAAAAUGUUUGACCUUGAUAACAACGGUGAAAUAGACAGGCAAGAAUUCAAGAAAGUGAUGGCCUUGAUGCGAUCACAAAACAGACAAGGGGCCAAUCACAGAGAUGGACGACGUCUUCGCGUCAAUACUUCUGUAGAAAAUGGGGGUCUCUUGGAGUAUUUUUUUGGCAAACAUGGAAAUUCAUGCUUGCAACAUGAAAGAUUUGUUCAAUUCUUAAGACAGCUGCAUGAUGAGAUCUUAAGGUUGGAGUUUUCCCAUUAUGACUACAAUAAAAGAGGAAGCAUUACAGCCAAAGAUUUUGCCCUGUCCUUGGUUGCAUCUGCAGACGUCAAUCACAUAAGCAAACUGUUGGAUAGGGUGGAAGAACUGAACAGGGACCAGCAACUCAGAGAAUUAAGGCUUACAUUCAAGGAGUUCCAAGAUUUUGCAGAAUUGCGCAAGAAGUUGCAAUCCUUUUCUCUGGCCAUAUUCAGUUAUGGAAAAGUUAAUGGGGCGUUGACAAAAACUGAUUUUCAGAGAGCAGCAUCUCAAGUUUGUGGUGUUUGUAUUACAGAUAAAGUGGUUGACAUAAUUUUUCAUGUGUUUGAUGCUAACCGUGACGGAACCCUAAGUGUAAGCGAGUUUGUGAGAGUUUUACAAAGAAGGGAGGAUAUUAAAUCAGGCUCUGGCUUCAUGGGUUUGGUAUCUUGCUGGUCGAACUGUGUAAAGAAUUGUUCAUCUAAAAAGCUUCAAUUAUGAUGGAACACAUUCAACCAUGCACAUCAUCAUUUAGGGAAUCUGGCAGAAGAUUCAUUCCCAUAGAAAUGGAAAUAUGCCGACGCUGUCACACCAUCACCGACUGCAAUCUACACACAAAAUGUAGAGUCUAAGACCUUUUGGAUUUGGUGCCCAAAGUCCUCUUCUAUUUGUACAUACUAUCUCCAGCUAUCCCUUAAAUUUAACUGUUGUCUUUCACUGUCAAUGCUAGUAAUACGAGUAAACAUUAAAUGAGUAGAUGA
Molecule: messenger RNA, 2277 nt
Organism: Vigna umbellata (rice bean)
Lineage: Eukaryota; Viridiplantae; Streptophyta; Magnoliopsida; Fabales; Fabaceae
Product: calcium uptake protein, mitochondrial-like
Biological process (GO): mitochondrial calcium ion homeostasis; calcium import into the mitochondrion
Cellular component (GO): uniplex complex
Molecular function (GO): calcium ion binding
Source: RefSeq, a predicted model, not a curated record